ACACCAAUCAGACUAGUACGAAAUUUUUGUGCGGGAUCGCUACUGAAGGAAAACAAUGGAUGCUUGUCAAGCUGUUGAAAGAGAAGUCGACAAAGUUUUAUCGAAAUUUAACUCACUGGAACAGCAAACAACGAAAACCUUAAGUGAUUUAAUUUCAAGUAUACAAGGAAUUCAAGCCGAACUAGACUCAGUUCCAGAAGACACCGAGAUAUCCACAGCACAGACCAUACUUUUAGCACAGAAUUCAAGGAAGAUAAAAGAUGCUGUGAGUAAAGUGAGCACAGAACAUAAAGACCUCCACAGUAGUGUAUCCAAAGUAGGAAAAGCAGUGGACAGGAAUUUCCCAUCAGAUUUCAGUGCAGUUAUAAAUGAAGAGGCUCUGAAAGGUGAACAGAAGGCAAAACUUAUCAAUGAAGUAAUAUGUGAACAUUUUCUCAGACAGGGAAUGCUGGAUAUUGCAGAGGAGCUGAUGCAUGAAUCUCACUUGAAUAUAGAUGAAAGUCAAAAGGAGCCAUUCCUGGAGUUGCAUCGAAUCUUGGAUGGAUUAAAACACAGAAAUUUAGAACCAGCUAUAGGAUGGGCUCACACCAACAGGGCAGCUUUGCAAUCACAGAACAGCUCUCUGGAAUUUAAACUUCACAGAUUGAAGUUUAUAAGUCUUCUUUUAGAGGGACCAGAGAGUCAGCAAAAAGCACUUUUAUAUGCCAAAAACUUUGCACCCUUUGCCUACAGUAAUCCCAGAGAUGUGCAGAUUCUGAUGGGCAGCCUCCUUUUCAUCCGGCAGGGAAUCCAAAACUCUCCAUAUGCAUUUCUGCUUGACCCAGUCCAGUGGGAUGAGAUAUGUGAUGUCUUCACCAGGGAUGCAUGUGCUUUAUUAGGCUUGUCUGUGGAGAGUCCUCUCAGCGUGGGUGUGCAGGCAGGUUGCACUGCACUCCCUCCUCUACUUAACAUCAAGCAGGUGAUGCAGCAGAGACAAUGUACAGGGGUUUGGAGUGCUAAAGACGAACUGCCAGUGGAGAUAGACCUUGGACCAGAGAGACGUUACCACUCCAUAUUUGCCUGUCCAAUCCUGCGACAACAGAGCAAUGACUCCAAUCCACCAUCAAGACUCAUUUGUGGCCAUGUGAUCUCAAGAGAUGCUCUCAAUAAGCUUGCCAAUGCAAAUAAGGUGAAAUGCCCAUACUGUCCAGUGGAGAUGAGUCCUGGGGAUGUGAAAGAAAUCAGAUUUUGAAAAAUAUGUGGAGCAUAGGUUAUAGGAUGAACUAUAGAUGUUAAAACAGAAACUGUAGAGAAGACCAGUAAUAGCGUUGUGAAAUGUGAUGCAUCUGCUGCAUAAAAGUAACAGUACUUGUCCCUCUACAUUUGAAUGGACAGCUUUCAGUCUUUUAUUUAAAAGGCUACCUCAUAACAAUAAGUUCUUUUCCCCUUCAUAAAACUUUAAAACAUCUUUUCAUACUCCAAUAGUGAGAAAAUGAGAUCAGAAGAUAACAAAAACUUUAGAAUGACCCACGAAUGAAGUAUGGGUUCAUCAAUUGACACUGUUCAACAAAUUGGGUAUUCUUUGUACAUAGUAAUUGUAUUUAUCAUUAUCCGAGAAGUAACCUAGGAAGGCCAGUUGGUUUCCGACAUAAAAUCUUAUGAAAUUUCACAAACUGCAAAAACCAUCAUCUCAUAGGAAGCAUGAGGUGUUACUCAGAUUUUUAUCAUUAUUACCCAAAUAUAUGGUGUGGAGACAAAUCAUCUUGAUGUAUAUAAGAUUAAAAAAUCCAAGAAAUGAAGACAGAAAUUUACAGAGAUUAAAAGCUGAACAUAGUCUAGUCAAUUGAGACUGUAGGGUAUUCUUUUCUGAUGAUGACCUAUUAUUAAUGCCUGAUUGGGAGAAGCAAACAGACGACAGUGGCCUUGGAUAUGAUUGUUUUGAUAAGCUUUCUGGAUGUGACUGAAAUAGAUGGUAAACAUGGCAUUAAUCACGUAGAAGAUCAAAGUUCUUUGAUAAAUUGUUACAUUUGGACCAACCUUGUAUCACUUGACUCUUCAUAUUUAAACUUCAAGUGCCACACAGUGGAAGGAUUAUUAUUAGAUAGGAACUGUAAUUCAACUUAUUUAUUGAAUGCCUUUGUACAUUGUAAGAAAGGGUGUAAAUUAAACCAUGAAUACUUCAA
This is a messenger RNA of Lingula anatina, 2162 nucleotides long. RefSeq names its product E3 ubiquitin-protein ligase RMND5A. Gene Ontology annotation, cellular component: nucleus; cytoplasm; GID complex. Lineage: Eukaryota; Metazoa; Brachiopoda; Lingulata; Lingulida; Lingulidae. The record is from RefSeq and is a predicted model, not a curated record. Gene Ontology annotation, molecular function: ubiquitin protein ligase activity; protein binding. Gene Ontology annotation, biological process: proteasome-mediated ubiquitin-dependent protein catabolic process.